Pleurotus ostreatus (oyster mushroom) is the source of this 645-nucleotide messenger RNA. RefSeq lists its product as uncharacterized. The transcript has 3 exons. The record is from RefSeq and is a predicted model, not a curated record. The coding region runs from base 1 to 645 and encodes 214 amino acids. Lineage: Eukaryota; Fungi; Basidiomycota; Agaricomycetes; Agaricales; Pleurotaceae.
AUGACCAUGUACCACAGCGGCAACGACGAUUCCGAGGCCACUCUGGCAUACAUACCCCAAGCUCUCUCGUACCACUUCAGCCGAGAUUCAGCCACCAACACGGCGCUAACGUGUCGCGACAGCCAGUACGGCUACAUGGUCUCGACGUCCGCGAAAACAGGAAAGACGGACAUAUGUAGGGUGGAUACACAGGCAAAAAUAGCGAGCAUCGACAUCCGAGUCAUGCUACCAGAUCUUGUGUGGUUUCCGUCGAGAUGUGGGUCGAAGCCAGUGAAGAUACGGAGCUGGCUGAACGACGUUGGCGGCAAAACACGGGCGACAUUCACUGAUAGGGGCAAGCGGGCUAUUGCGAGCAUGCAGACGACACUGGGGAGUUGUAUGUGGAUAUCAGAUCAGUCAUAUCGCUUAGCACUCGUGGAGGAAGCCAGCGACCGCAACGAGCCAAUAGCUUAUAUCUCGCAUCCAGAAUCCAGAUCAACACCUAUACUUGUCGUCAACAUCAGGGCGGCUGGGAUUGUGGAUGAGAUCGUUGUGGCAUCGAUCAUUCUGGAACAAAAGCUCCGCCUCAAGGAGCAGUCAGAAUGGAUGGCCUUGGAAUCUGGUGACGGAUACCAGUACGCGCUUUGUGCUCUAGCUCUGGGUUGA